AUGAGUAAAAGAGAAAUUAAUUACGUGGAGGAUUCAUCCCUCUCACUUCCAUAUAUUGAAGAUAAUGCUUUAUCCUUGGGUUCUCUUUGGGAUUGUAAUCUUUCCAAAACGAUCGGGUUUAAUCUAUUCGAAAAACAACUCACAAGCAAUCAUUUAAUAAUUCAUCCAUUAAAAACACUGGAUUACCGUUUAAUCCAUGUUAAGAGUACGGAAGAUCAACUAACAUCAUUAAAAAUAGAUGGUGCUAUAUCAAUUGAAAUAUUAUCAGGUAUUCUAAAAGUAGAAGGAAAUUGGGAUACCUCGCUCGCCAGAAACUCCAAUGAAGAACAACUUAUCUGUGAAUAUAAUCUUGAUAAUUAUUUAGUCGAAUUACUUCCUAAAGCAAAAGAUGCAAUAGAUGAUAUUAUUAGAAGUCAACUCCUUGAAAAAAAAAUUAGGGCAACACAUAUCGUCCAUGGAAUAAUUUUAGGUGCAAAAGUCUGUGCAGAUAUAAGAAUAAGACAACAUGAUACAAGCAAAAAGAUGGAUGCAAAUGGUUGCUUAAUUAGUGAUAUUCCUUUUGGUUACGUAAACGCGUCUUUAAAAACUAGUUUGAAAAUGCUAGACUCAAAAAAAUCCAGUAAUUAUGAUACGCAGAUAACUGUCAAUUCUAAACCACCAAUAAAAAAUCAACCAACAACCAUAAAUCAGAUGUUCAAUUUAAUUGAAAAUAUAGAUGUAUGUGUUCAAAAAGAGCAGUAUUAUAAAUUUAUUGGUCCUGAUAUUACAGGUGUACCUAUUCGGUUUAAUCUUGUACCUAUUUCUCAAUUUCUCGACAUUAAAGUCGAAAAACUUUAUAAACAGCUAAAAGACAGCAUCUUAGAAAAUUUUCGUACGAUGCUUAUUGCACUUAAAGAUUAUCAAUCUCAUGAAUAUAUCAAGAGAUGUGUAUUAAGAACUGAAUAUCGUUUGCAAAGAAUUUUAUAUGAUUCUCAAUCCAAACUGUCAAAAGAUAUUACUGAAUAUCAAAAUGAUUUGAAAAAAACUACAAGUCAUUAUUUUGAACAAACAUAUGAGGCUUUAAAAAAAUACAAGGUUGGGAAUUGUAGCUAUGAAGACCUCUUUGAAAUCAUGCGUGAUUAUGAUGAAAGUGAUUUCUGCAUUGUAAAGGUAUACGCCAAGAUUGAAAAAUUUGUGUCUGAUGGAAGAAAUGAACUCAAUGUUGUUCAUGAAAAGGAUGCAGCUCUUAUGAAUAUACUUUUACGGACUGGUACUGAUUCUUCGAAAAAAAAUUCUGCGUUCCAGAAUCUUUUUAAAAUAGUCAACGCUUUACAAAAACAAAAAAUUGAAGUUGGAAUAGCUUUACCAAGCAUUUCGAAUGAAUUUUCCUUAGAAAUUAAAGAUCAUAAUUUGUCAAAAAUUUAUAAUAUGACAGAGAUCCCACAAGUUCUCAGAAUUUUAAGUGCUGCUGUAGGCAUGGGAAAUCCUAUUGAAAGUCGCUUUUAUAUGCUGAAUGCAUCACAUUUAAAAAUCAAAUUACCAUUAGAACUUAAAUAUUUUUCUGAAUUAAAUAGUAUAAUAUCUUUACUGCAAAUAGAUUAUAAGGUUUCUAUAGCACAUUCUUAUAUAGAUUCUCUUCAAAAAAUCAGAAACUCUACCCAUGGUGAUCUUCAAUGGAAAUUUUUUGUCGCUUUAGAUGCUCCAGAUACUGCGCUAGAUGCUGUUUAUGCUAUCAAACAUCUUCCAAAAGAAAUUUUUGAAAAAAUUGAAUUAAUAAUUGGUGAAUCCAGUAUUCCAUCUUUAUAUGCAGCACCCCUGCUGAUUGUUUUUUAUGAGGGUGAGAUCAAAGCAGUGUGUUUAGACGAAUUAGACAUUUUAAUCCUUUUAAAAAUGUUCGAAAGCAAAGAUUUUUCAAUAUUGUCUUGUGAUUCUCUUCGCUAUUCAUUAUAUCCUGAUCGAUCUAAAUUUUUCUUUGAAUUUACAAAAACUGUGGAUCAAACUAAAGUAUUAAAAUUAGAUCAAAAUACAUUUGAAAUACCAUUUAAUCAAUCACCAGAUCAAACUUUGAGUGAUGUAUUAAAUGUUGUUCGAAGUGCACUUUUUGGAAAAGAUUUAGAUGUAAUUUCAUCAAUUGCUCAACUAGCUAUUAUGAACAAUGAUAAAUUAAUCACUUCUCUUACAGAAUAUGGGUGGAGCACAGCAGAUUCUAAAUUUAACAACAAAGUAUUAAGUGCAGAAGGUUCAAAAUCAUUAUGUGCUAUAUUACACGAUUGGUUAAAGUCAAGUGAUCCAUUUUUAUCAAAAGUCAAGUAUGCAAAGAAUACUGUAGAAAAAGUUUUAAAUAAUUUUGAUGACAAAGAUGCUCAAAAAAACCUUAGUGAAUCUGUCAAAUUAAUUUGCAAUGAUCCAAGUUGUAAUCGUGAAAUUAAAACAAAUAUUGAGAAACGUAAAUCAAUAAAUGAUAUUGGAGUUCGAUGCGAUGAAUAUAUAAAAAUUUUUGAUCAACUCUCUGCAGAAUUUGACAAAAAGGAAUCAUUUCAUGUUUUAAACUUGAUUUCUUUAUUGAAAACCAUGCAACCAUUGGCUAAUAAAGAAUUUUCGGACGUUCUAAUGGACGAAAUUAUUCCAAGUUAUAUUAACAGAUUACCACAAUAUAUGGAUCCCUAUGAAAGUCGUUGGGAUGAAAUUAAAGAAUUUAUGAAUAGAAAGUCAUUACCAGAUCUUGUUUCAUUACUUUCAAAGUUGAAUUGUGAUCCACAAUUAUAUAAGCUGCACGAAAAAUUGAAUAAAAUAAGUGACAUUAAUAAUCGAAAUGAUAUUAAAGAUCUUUUUGAACUAACAGUAAAGGACUUAACGGACGAACAAAAGAAUUAUUUAUGGAAGAAUUCAAGGUUUGGGUAUUUGGUUCAAAAUGCAGCUAUAUUUAUGCCAUUGGUUCCCAUUUCAACGUUAUUCAAGUCAAUUAAUAUUAAAGAAUUUCCAAAUUAUGUACCAGAAAGUAUUCAAAAUUUACUGAGAGAAUACUUGAAAGAACAUUAUGAACCAGAAAAUUUUUCUCAUAAUGAAUUAAAUAGUAUCGAUCAUGUAAUAAAAUAUUUUGAUUAUCUACUCAAAAAUCAUCGAAUACCGAGUGAUAUACUUAGGAAGUCGAUCGCAAAAAAUGAAGAGUUGGAAAGAUGUUUAAAAUCCGCUGGAGUUUUAUCUGAUGAUAAUUGGGAUUCAAAAGAUAAAAUUUCCAAGGGUUGGGAUCAAUAUACAAUUGAAUUAGCACUUGAAAAGCUUAAUAAAUGGAAAUUUGAAAAACAAAAGGAUGAACCGAUUGUCAUAAAUUCGGAUUAUGAAUUUAUUACUAACUCAUCACCAGAAACACCAGAUUUUAAGGUGUUGAGAAUUCACAAAAAUUGGCAACCUUUAAUGGGUGAAAAAAUAAAAAUAAUAAUGGCAAAAGAUUACAACAGAAUAUGUAAACUCAUUCCAGCCCCAAAUGUUUCUGAAAUUCAGCCUGAAAUUCGUAUUGAAAAAAUACUUCGUUAUCUCAGACAAAAGGUUAAAAUGUGGGGUUGUAGCGCACUUACGGCCAGUAAUAUCUUAAGAUUAGUACCUAAGUCAGAAUAUUCUAUUAAUAACAAUCCAGAUCCAUUUAUAGAUGACCCAUUCUCUGAUGAAGAAUUAACUUAUAAUGAAUCAGAGAAAGAAAAUAUUCCCUUAUUUAUUUCAAAUAGUUCUAAUAAAAAUAAUAAUUCAUUAGCUCGAAUUGAUUGUAUUGCGUGUUUACUUAGCACUGUUGAUUGUACAAUAGCUCGAGAUAUUCUUCAUACAAUGGCAAAAUUUCCAAUGGCACUACCUCUUGUAAUACCUGAUUUUGAAUAUAAAAAGCAGUUCAAGGUUAUGUUGCCACUUCUUGUUGGCCCAACAAUCAAAUGGGAAACAAAACCUGGUUUAAUUAUUGAAAAUCAUCUUUUCGAAAGCCCAUUUAAACUUCUUGUUGCUAUUCGAAUUGGAUCCAAUUCUAAGGGAAAAAGUACAAUUUUAAAUCAACUAAUGGCAGUUGACCACAUGUUUUCAUCAGUUGGUGAACCUGGGGCAUCACGAGGAAAACCUUAUACUCUACCUGGAACCGUUGAGUUUACAUGGCUUACUCAAGAAACUUGUAAUGACGGUUUUUGGAAAAAUGUUAUGGAACCUUAUUAUAAGAGAAAAACAGACGAAAUUGUGUUGUUGGCAAAUUUACAUGGUGAUGCCUUAGACUAUGAGGAACAAAUUCAAUGGCUAAAACAAGCAACAUCAAAAUUUUUAGUUUUCAUCAUGCCAAAUGCAGAGGAAAAAGAAUGGAAACAGUUGAAUGAAAUUGUAAAUUCCAAAAGGAUUGUCUACUUCAUGGUGGAUUCUGAAAAUAAAAAUAAACGUUAUAGAAUUGAUACUGGAUGUUUAACUGAAGAUGAAACACUAGAGAUAGUACGUUCUAGAUUCAAAAUGAUCCUUGAUAACGAAGUUGAAAUUCAACUUGAUCUUAAUAAAUUCAUGUCAGGAAACCCACUGAAAUUGACAGAAGGAAUUGAAUGCGAUGAGUCUCAACGAAUUAUAGAUUUAAUUAAAAAAUAUUCUUGCGCUACUACUAAAAGUUCUAUGUUACUUCAAAAACGACAUAUAAAGAUAAUCCGGGAUCCUCGUGAUUUUUGGGAAAAUAAUAUAGCUUUACAAGCACUAAUGAAGCAUUUUGGAAAGAUUAUGAGUUUACCAAUCGAAAAGAGGAAAAGGGCUUUGAUUCAUUUAGAAAAAUGUGUCUGUAAUAUCUCAGCUGGAGAGUCAUCAAAAGCUCGAGAAAAAGUUUUAUUACUAAGAGAAGAACUAAGGCGCACAAUUGAUUUGGCGAAUAAAAAUGAGGAUAAAGUGAAAUUAUGUAGGGAACAAAUUAUUCGUACUUUUGAACAAAUAGAUAAUAAAAAUUUAGGUUUAGAACAUUUCUUCCGUGAAAUAGGACAAAUAUAUGAAUUAACUUUAAAUAAACCUAAUCAUAUAUCACAAUUUCCUAAGUCUUAUGCUGAGCUAUUAGUUGAAGGUCAAGCUAUUGAACUAAUUGACGGUGAUUCUGGCAAAAUGUCUGGUGCUUGGCUAUUUGCUAUUUUCAAAGAAAUAUCAAUUAAGUAUCCUGAUUUGAGAAUAUUUGUUGUUUCUAUUCUUGGACUGCAAUCAUCUGGAAAGUCUACCUUAUUGAAUGCCCUUUUUUCUUGCAGAUUUGCAGUAUCACCUGGUCGUUGUACUCGAGGGCUUUUCAUGAGAUUAUUAUUUUUAAACAGUGAACUUAGUGAAGAGCUUAAUGUAGAUGCAAUCCUACUUAUUGAUACGGAAGGUCUUGGUGCUCCAGAGAAAAUAAAUGAAAAAGAUGCAUUGCAGAAGGAUCGACUAUUGGCUACGUUUGUGAUGGGCAUUAGCAAUUUAACACUUAUCAAUGUCCUCGGAGAAUAUAUGAAUGACUUGAUAGAAAUAUUACAGAUUGCAAUUGUUGCAAUGGCACGUCUAGAAAAAGCUAAAAUUGCACCGGAUAUUUUUAUGGUACAACACCUUACGGAAAGAAAUACAGCAAAAACUUCUUCAGGACAAAUUCAACUUUGUGAAGCUCUUCAGAAGGCACUUCAAGUCGCAGAUCAGCAUGAUGCUGAACUUGGUAUUACAAAUGCAAAUAGUCUAAAAAUUUUAGAUGAAAGAAUACAAAAAGGAGAACUCCUUCAACAGUUUCGUUCAUUUAAAAAUGGGGCAAGUAUAAAUUCACCACCGUCUGAUCAAUACCAUGAAGAUGUUACGAAAUUAUAUGAGGAAAUACUUAGGGUCUGUAAGCAUUCUCAUAGUAAAGUAUCAUUUAAACAAUGGUAUUCAGUCGUUAAUGGAUUUUGGGAAUCUGUCAAAAACGAAAAUUUUGCCGUCCAAUUUAAAAAUCUCAGGGAAAUAUACGAUUUUAUAGAGAGAAGUAAGCUGAUUAUGAAAGUAAAAGAAACAAUUAAUGCUGCUUUUCAAGCUCAUACAGAACAAUGUUCAGACCUCAUUCGUCGGAAAACAUUUGAUAAUUUGGACAGUUAUAGUUUACGUGAAGAAUGCAUUGCAAGCAUUGAAGAAGAGUCAAAUAAUGCUUUAUGUAGUAAUCACUGUAAUGAGUGCAAAAAAUUAUCAGAAGCAAGAAUUUCACGCCAGGCCAUGAAAGCACAACUUAUUCAGGUUCUUGAAGCUAGACUUAUAAGUGAGGGAUAUACAGCCGAAUUCAUGGAUAUAAUUACAUCUCGUUUGAAAGAAGAAUUAAAAAGACAUCCAUCAGGACGAUUCAGUAGAGAAGAUCGUAAUAAAAUUGCCGAUGAUAUUUGGAAUCAGUUGAGGCGACUUGCAGGUGACAAGAAUAAUGUAUCAUCGGUCGAAACAAGAAUUAAAUCGGAAGUGAAAGAAGCUUAUGUAAAUGUAGAAAUGGUUUAUAAUAAAUUUAUAGCUUAUGUUACGCCAAACAUUUCAAGUCAAAUAGAAAAUAUCUUUACACAAUUCAACAUACACUCUGUAUCAAAUGAAUUUAACAAAUACGAAGAAGAACUCCAGGGAUUGGCCGAUUUAAUACUAAAGGAAAAAAAUUCUGUUAAAUUUGAAAGUGGUAUGAUUACAACACUAUAUAUAAAAGCAGAAUCAAUAAUUAAAAGGAUUCGUGAAGCAGGCCUUUUUCAAUCUCAAUGGCUUAAUCAAAAUAGAUAUGAUAUUCAUUUAUAUGCCUUGGUAAAUUUUUAUAAAAAAAUGCAAAUAGCGCAACGUAAUUGGGAUAAAAGAUAUAAUCCACUUAAAAUACUUGAAAAAAAAAAAAAUGAUUAUAUAAAGUUAAUUAAUCACAGACUUCAACAUGGCUUCUCAUACGCUUCCGAGGGGAAGAUCGUCGCACAAUACCUACUUGAAGCAAUAAGAAAUAAAGCAGUGAAUAGUGGUAAUGAAAGAAGAAUUCGUGAAAUACUUCAAAUCAGUUGGAUGAACAGUAGUGAACAUGCAAGGCUCAAAUAUUUUAAACAAUUAGCUGAACAGGUUCAAAAACAUGAAUAUCAUAAUGCUCUUGUACAUUUUGAUAUUCCAGAUGUUAAAAUAACUGAAUGGUUUAAAAAUGAAGUCGACAAUAGCUACCCUGAAAUUUCUAAGAAAGAAUAUUAUAGGGUAUUUGAACAAGAAUUCAGUGAUAUUAUUUCCAAAAUUAAUAAUUACAGAUCUAUCGAAAAUUUUCAAAAUUUCGUUAAAAGUUAUUUGGAUCAAGUUGAAGGAUGUAAAUAUAAAAUGCAUAAAGAAACAGAAGAAACAAGUGAAUCAGACGUUGAUGCAUUUCGUGAUAGUAUGUUGGCAACUUUAAAACACCAACGUGAAAAAUAUGAAUCGAGUCCAGUAAAAUUUAAAGCUCCUUCUGAAUAUGAAAUUGUAAUGGAAAGGCUCGGCUGUACAAAAUCGUGCACGUUUUGUGGAGCCAUCUGCUGGGGACCACGUGGCCACGAGGAAAAUACAGAUGAUACGAAAAAGCACCAUUCAUGUCAUCAGCCGUCAGGUCUUCGGGGAACCAAUCACCAAUAUACCAAAGUCUUAGAUCCAACACCAUGUCAUCUGCGCGCAGAUAAUACUAAUAUUAGUUGGGGAGAGGAAGGUAAUAGAAAAUGGAUGAAAUGGAAUGAGGCAAAGCGAAAAUUUUUUGCUGAUUGGCUCUUUCUUGCGCAUAAUAAAGUAAACUUUAAUAAUCUCAUGUGUUGGUUCUUUCAAGAGUUGCAUGUUAAAAUAGCAGAAACACGUAAUUUUGUUAUGGCAAGUAAGGAGGAUUUGAAAAGGUAUAAUUGUAUUAACUUGGAUUAUUAUCAAAUAAUAAAUGAUUUAAUUGUUGAAAUUGGAUAA
Molecule: messenger RNA, 7866 nt
Organism: Cetraspora pellucida
Lineage: Eukaryota; Fungi; Glomeromycota; Glomeromycetes; Diversisporales; Gigasporaceae
Source: the annotation of a GenBank genome assembly